Protopolystoma xenopodis is the source of this 1293-nucleotide messenger RNA. The record is from the annotation of a GenBank genome assembly. NCBI's taxonomy places the organism in Eukaryota, Metazoa, Platyhelminthes, Monogenea, Polystomatidea, Polystomatidae.
ACUAACUCUUCUUCUGCCUUGGCUUCCUCUGAAUUUUGCCUUGAAUCAGGCGUUUCAGCUCUUGCUUCUACUACUACUCGAUUCACCUUCAAACCUAGAUUGUCCACUAUUCCAAGUGAAGAUUCGAAGUUCGAGACCCUCGAUAGCUUGGAAAUGGAUGAUAAGAUAAUCCGCUCUCACUUGCUCAAGUCUACUGGCGAUGCUUCUGUUGCUCGAAGAAGCUAUGCACCUGAUUUUCACUCCGAUGAUCCUGAAGAUAAAUCAGUCGCUGCAGUGGCUCUGCGUCCACCUAUUUAUCCAGUUUCGAUCACGGCUCCUGUGGCCCCUCGUUUAUUCAACUCACAUUCUAGAAUUUCUCGUUCUGCGUUACCAUCAGGUAUGCCUGAUGUUGGACAAUCCAGGCAUCCUCACAGUCACACUGCCCCACUGCCCUUAUUUAGAUCUCCUCUCUCGACUCACAAAUCUACAUUGGCGAUGACUCGGUUAGUAGCUGAUGAUAAAGACACUAAUACUACAAAUAUAUCCUUCUCAUCAGGCUUGCUACAUCCUCACUUUUGUCAGAUUCAUAAUUAUAGCCACUCUCAGUUUCAUCAAGGUUACUUUCAUCAGUAUUAUCGUCAUCAUAGUCAGCAGCAAUUGCAUCAAUCUUUCCAAAACCAUCCACUUCUUUUUUCAAGUGGUGCCCGUCGAGGUUCUUCGCCUCUGCAAUUAACUCGUGUUGGAGGAAUCGUCCCAAGACAUAUGAAAUCCAUUCGAGAGUUGAAACAAGUAACUGUGGACACUUCAACACCAUUGUUGACCGAAGAUACUUCUGAUGUGGUUUGCGAUCUUGGAAAUAAUUCUUUACAAACCUUUGAUAGUGCGAGUAAUAAACAUAUCAUCACCCAGGAUGCCGAUAUAAAAUUUGGCUCAGAAAUCUUCCGACUUGGUCCAGGUUCCUUGAUUACUCGUGCGGCUUCGACUGAGGGCAGCUUGAAACCUCAAUCUUCGGAUUACUUCGUCCGUGUUCAUUGUUGUCCACAGCCUUACGUCAGUCUUGCUCAUCUAGGCGACGGCCAUGAUUCCCUUUCACGGGUAUCUUUGGACUAUAAUAAGGAGCCGAGGGAAAAUUUCGAGAAUGCACGGACUACCUUUAGUGAAGACACCUGUCUUCUCACUCAGGCUAUCGCAUCGGUAGAAGCAUCACUUGACCUGCCCAUCAUUCGCGACACCUUGGUUGCUAAUACAAGUGAGUUGCUUCGUUUUAUACUGUUUAAUUCUGAUACUAAACUCUCGCAAUCCAGCAAUUUUUAA